This is a messenger RNA of Nasonia vitripennis (jewel wasp), 1516 nucleotides long. RefSeq lists its product as uncharacterized. NCBI's taxonomy places the organism in Eukaryota, Metazoa, Arthropoda, Insecta, Hymenoptera, Pteromalidae. Bases 495 to 1409 code for a protein of 304 amino acids. The transcript has 8 exons. The record is from RefSeq and is a predicted model, not a curated record.
GAGUCAGUCUUUUCGCGAAGCGCAGUCUACGUGGGCGUAAAGCGCAUAUGUUAAUGUCACAUCUGUGUUAAGUUAUUUUACUGGAAUCGCCUAUUUCCAUCCAUUAUUUAGUUCUAUAUUUCAAAGUCGGCACAAUGUUGAAGAUUAAACAUUUUUGGAUAAUGUUUUCAUUAAGAAGAUCUCGUAAAUAUUUCAAGGAUUUUGAUUGUACAAAUAAUCGAUCAAUAUCGGAAUGAACUGAAAUGAAGAUUAACAAAUAUCCCCUAAAUACUUUAAUGCGCCUCAACUUCGAAGACAAACGAGAAUGAUAAACCUCGCAUUGUAAUAUAAAUAUCUAAAAAAAUAAUGCAUUAUGUGAUUACGCGGAUCUUAUGGUAUAGUUUGUUAGUGAGAAUACAACGUACGAAUCGCAAUGCGCAUAUAUUUGUGAUGUCAUGAACAGUUUCUUCUUUUAUUAAACUCGAAUUGAGUCGUUAUAACAGUGCGAUCUCAAAAUGGCUCGGUUAUUUAUGCAGAAACAAUGGAUGCAUUUAGUCGGACUGUUUUUAGUGAUUAGUUUAGAAAGCUUACACGAAGUUUACGGGGACAAGAAGACGGAAAAACCGGAAACAUCCACAUUACCCGAGGUAAAGAAACCUCUCUGCUGCGCCAGAUAUCAGAGAAUGAUGAACGUUGGCCAUGGGAUAUCUGGCGAGCCAAUACCGAUAGAUGUUGGUUACUGCAGGAGCUUUUGUCCUCGACAUUUUGUAGACGAUCCUGGAGAUCUUAGUCGUCCGGCAGUUCAGAAAUGCACGCCGAACAUGCUCUGCCGGCCGAGAACGGCGAGGCUGGAACGAGUCUCGACAAUCGAAGGUGUCAAAACCGUCGAAGUCGUGGAAACGUGCGACUGUUCGGCCGGACACGCGUGUCGCCGAGAGCUUUAUUCGCAAGCUCUGCACGUGGGGACGCCCUUCCAAGUGGAAAUAGACGUGGGCGCCUGCGUCGGGUCGUGCAGGAAAUAUGGCUGCAGACCUUCGAAGAACAGUACGAUCAGUGUGCGAGGACCUAACGGUGGAGACGAAGUUUACCAAGUCAUAGAGAAAUGCCGUUGUGCCAGCAUUUGCCACAGAAUGGAUCACAUGGAGACAAUAUUAGAUUUUAGUGGCAUCGGAGUAAAAGAAAACAUGAGAAUAGCGGAUGUUAAGCCUGUCGUGAAACAAAUCAACGUUGGAAAAUGCGUGGGAACGUGUUCUGGCAAUGCAACAGAGACGUGCUUAUUGAGGGAUAGAGUAAAUCCCGUGAAGUGCCUGGCUGGUCUUUAUUCGGGGAAUCAGAGUUGCACUCCGGCGAAAUUCAAGGUUUAUGAAUAUAGAACUCGACGGGGAAUGAAGAGGGAGAUUAUUCAAAUCACCCAAUGUGCCUGUAUUUAGAUCAGCUGUGCACCUUAGGCUGCAUUAAAGAUAUAGUAUAUGAUAAGUUUUACGAACACAGCUUUGUGAUAAAUAUAUUAAUAAGUUAAUAUAUGUUUUCAAAUGUU